AGAAACAGAACUUUGCAGGCUUUUUCAUGUCAGAUACCAUCCCCCUUCCCUCUCCCUGUCUCUCUCCUGUGUGUGGGACGUUGCUGCUUGAGAAAUAAAAGAAGCUACAGAAGCAGAAGCCAGUGCCACUGCAAAAGCCUUUUUACUUGCACCUUUUCCCCCUCUAUACUACUGCUCCACUCGCAUACCAACUCACCAAACAGGACCAAGAGCUUUUGAGCUAUUAAAACCCAACAAAAACAAACAAACAGAACCCAGUUAAAAAAGCAAACCCUGACCAAUCUCUAUCUAUCUCUCUCUCUCUCUCCAUGGACUUGCAACUGAAGCAAUGGAGGAGGCAGCAGGACGGGUCAGAGCCACCACCAGCAGCAUCAGAAGCACCCUCUGCGAAGUUGCCAAGGCUCGUUCUUGACGGACCCCAUCACCCGCAAUCCCAAUCGCAAUCGCAAUCGCAAUCGCAACCAAUGCAAUCUCUAGCUGCUGCCUCCUCCUCCUCCUCCUCCUCCACUCUCUCUCUGUUUGUUCCCGAUAAACUCAGCAGCAACAUGACAGCAGCAGCGUUCCCAGAUUCUGCUCCUGCUGUCCCCAGAUCCUUCCCCAGGAUGGGAAGCUAUUUCAGCUGGGCUCAGCGGCAGGAGCUGGAACUUCAGGCUCUGAUCUACAGGUUCAUGCUAGCUGGAGCCGCCGUCCCAGCCGAGCUGCUCCAGCCGAUCAAGAAGAGCCUCCUUCAGGCCCCUUGUUUCCUCCACCAUCCUCUUGGCCAUCUGCAACAUUACCCUCAAUAUCAACCUGCUUUGUUGCAGGCAGGGUAUUGGGGCAGAGCCUCCAUGGAUCCCGAGCCUGGGAGGUGCCGACGCACCGAUGGCAAGAAGUGGCGGUGCUCGAGGGACGUGGUGCCCGGCCAGAAGUACUGCGAGCGCCACAUGCAUCGCGGCCGUAACCGUUCAAGAAAGCCUGUGGAAAUCCCCACGCCUGCCGCCGCCGCCGCCGCUGCCCAUGGUGGCGCUGCCGGGGGCUUUGGUGGGAGUAAUCACAAAUCUGCUGAUCCCGUGGUCGCCGCUGCCCCUCUAGCGGCAGUGGCCGGGGGCGGCCAUUUCUCGCUCUCUGGGCCUUCGCCCUCCAUCGAUCUCUUCCAAAGUUACUCCGAGCCCAAGGGUGACGAGCAGCACCUCUUUGAAUCCCGGAGCGAGGUGAACGGUGGCAGCGGCAGAUCCGACGGGCAUAUAUUGAGGCACUUCUUCGACGACUGGCCGAGAUCGCUCCAGGAUUCCGACAACUCCUCGAGCAACGCCAGCCCGAUGAGCUCAUCCACCUGCCUCCUGUCCAUCUCCAUCCCCGGGAACCCCUCCUCCGACGUGUCGCUGAAGCUGUCCACGGGCCAUGGCAGCGACGAGCCCAGCGCGAACGGUAGGAGCGCCGCCGAGAGGGACCCGCCUCAACUUGGGAAUUGGGGCACCGGCUGGUCCCCGAACCAGGUGGCCUCGAUGGGGGGUCCGUUGGCGGAGGCGCUGAGGUCGUCCACGAGCCAUUCGUCGUCCCCCACGAGCGUCCUGCAUCAGCAGGUGCCCCGCGGUUUGGCCUCAGCCUCGGAAGCCAGCUACGUUAGCACCUAAUUUUGGGGUCAUAGGUGGUCUUAAAUAGGUGGGGGAGGGGGCGACCAACAGACAAUGGUGUCCCAAUCUUUCUUUGCUGGUUUCGUUUGGUUACUCUUCCCUGCUCACUUCAUUCAGAUGAUACUCUGUAAAUUGGGUGUGUGCCUUCUGUGGUCCUACGCCACGUUAUCUGAUCUGAUCUUUCCUUUAA
Molecule: messenger RNA, 1803 nt
Organism: Rhodamnia argentea
Lineage: Eukaryota; Viridiplantae; Streptophyta; Magnoliopsida; Myrtales; Myrtaceae
Product: growth-regulating factor 3
Exons: 4
Coding region: 309-1613 (434 amino acids)
Biological process (GO): DNA-templated transcription; developmental process; regulation of DNA-templated transcription
Cellular component (GO): nucleus
Molecular function (GO): ATP binding
Source: RefSeq, a predicted model, not a curated record